This is a messenger RNA of Effrenium voratum, 1362 nucleotides long. Lineage: Eukaryota; Dinophyceae; Suessiales; Symbiodiniaceae. The record is from the annotation of a GenBank genome assembly.
AUGCAGGAGGAGUCUGCAGAGGCAGUGAGGGUGAGGUCCGCCUUCAACCAGUCCCUGGAAGAUGCAAAAGUCGCUCUGGAGAAGGUGACCCUAGCAGGCACCAUGAAGGAUGUUGAGCAGCUUUUGCAGGACAUUCACGACCUGGAGGCGAUGAUUGAAUCGGCUGGGCGGCCGGCGGGCCAGGAACGCCGCGUCUCCUUCUCGGCCGGCAAUGCAGUCUUAGAGGAGCGCUUGCAUGCAACCCUGGACCGCGCCUCGCACAUCAUCCCUAGUGCCGUGGAGUCUAUCAAGAGGAGCAGGAGCCCCCGCACCAGCGAGCAAGCCGCCUCCGCGCUCGAAAGCGUUGCUGAUCUGAAACAGCAGUCUUUGGUCCUGGGUGUGCCGCUGGUUCCUCAAAAGAAGAAGAAAGGUAAGAAGCACGGCCAGGCAGACGAGGCUGGGCUUUCCAGAGAGCUCCUGAUUCAGAAGCUCAGGACGGAUGGUUGCUGGACGCAGAUACCGCCACCCGGGCCAUUGAAGCCCUUGACCCCGAGCAGUGGGGCUACCAGUCCUGAGCGAACUCGUCGGAGUUGGCUGAAAUGGUGGCCUGGUCACCACGAAGGACACUGCCGUGCCAAGGAGGCCUUUCUUGCCAGCUUGCCCGAAGACAAACUGACGCCCAAUGAGAUGGAGCUCCGAGAUGCCAUCAUUGAGUUCCUGGGAGGGAGAAGGAGCAAGGAGAGCCCUAGCCUGGAAGAGAUCUCGGUGCAGCCGGCCGUGAUGGAGUGUAUGGAGAAGACGCUGCCCCAGUUUAUCACAUUGGAGGAGUGGCUGUAUUGCCGCCAGCGUCUCAAUCGCAAGACCUCGCGCUUGAACACGCCCCAGCCGCUGUGGACGUCAUCACCGGAGAGGUGGCGGCGUGACCCCCCGCUUUCUGAGCCGGACGCAGAAGUUUGUCCCAGGUUCCAACGCAGAGACUCUGGGGAGCGCCGCGGUAGCAGAGUCUUUGGCGUGAACUUUCGGGUCACUGACCGGGGCCAGGUCUUCGGUUCUGUGGCAGGCGACGACGAGACCGUGUGCGAGCUGCCGUGGGCCCGCAGCGUGGUGGUGCCGGAGCAGAAGAACUUCGCCUGGAUCCAGGAAGUAGGCGCAGGCACGCGGCGGCUGCUGCCCAGUGUCACUGCCCGUGUGGGCGGCAUGGUUCUAGAGGAGGUCAUGGCCUGGCGCUUGUCGCACAGGCAUCGGCAUCGCCAAGUCGAGCCACCUUUGCGAAGCAUGUGGGAGGCUUUAAAUGAGCGUCGCCCCCACAAACCCUGCGAAUGUGAAUUCUGCAGCGGAAGGCUGCAUUAUGACAUCAGCCUGGCAGACUGUGAUGAUGGCUGA